UUGUUUAAAACACGAUCAGGAUAUUAAAAUAUUAUGUGCUAUAGGUGUCCCAUCUUCCCCCACCCUACUAUAAUAUCAGUGUUUCAAUUAUUCCUAUUAAGUAACAAGAAAAUGUUUAAAAAAUAUAUUCGAAUUCCUCGUGCACUUUAAUGUAUUAGAAGCGGCUUGUGCGAUAAACAGCAAUACUCGAUUUGUUGUAGACUUCUGUAAAAAGCCUAAAACACUCGAGCUGAGUUUUGGUUACCUGUCUGGUAAUCUUAUCUUAAAAACGACUGUUUUUGGAUUUUGUUACUCUUGGCUUGUAAAUUCUUAAAAGAGGAUUUGUUAUGCAUCUCAGUGUACACCUUAAUUAUUUAUUUGUUGUAUAUAAUUAUUUGUCCGGCGCUGUGGCAUAUAUGGCGCGCUGACUCUAACCCAGAGACAAUAACUUCAAAGCUCGUCGCUGCCACCAUUGUGGGCGUAAGUGUCCUUCGGCAACUGCUCCAGCCGAGUGGUUCUUAAUGGGUUGUUUUAAAUGUUACCCAAACUUUGAAAAAAAUCCUUAAAAAGUAGGGCCGAUCACCCACAAAGUAACGUACAUGAUAACUUGUAAGCUGGCACGAGUUGUAUAAAACAGAACACUUGUGUUAUAACGACUGUGGUUUUCCGGCCACGCGAGGAUAAAGUAAGUUAUAUUCGUACGUACAUAGCACUAAGUGCGAACAAGCCCUCAUAUAUUGAGAUUUUCAUCUUUGCAUGAAAGCGUAAGUAAACUCGUAUUUCUAUUGUAAAUAUAAUUUACCCUUUGACUGUGUUAUAUAUGAAUUUCUUGUUUUAUUUUGAUUCUGAGUGAUAUAUAUUGAUCGCGGUUGUAGGCUACGUUCAAAACUAUAUGGUUCUUUGUAGUCUUACAUGCUUUUCUCAUCUCAUAACAGGCAUUUUUUUCUUUCUGGGCAACAUUUGCUAGUUAUGUAUAGCAUUGAACCACUUACCAGUUGGUAUUAGUGUGACCGGUAAAUUAUAGUAGGCUACGCUUCCUCUGUCUCAAAAUUACGGAUGAGGUUAUUCUACCAUUAAAACGAGUUUGCAGUCAAACUUAAAAGGGUGCUGUUGGGAGUGGGUUUACGGUUCAUAUGAUACGUGAAACUUUUGUUAAAGUCCUAUUGUUCCUUACUGCAAGGUUUGCAGUCGCGAGUCGAGCUAUAAUUUUAACCUGGGAAAUGCUACCAGUUCUACGUCCCUGUAAACUGUAGGCUAUACGCCAAUACUUGAUCGUUCAAACGGAAUUUAUUCGAGAUAAAUUGUACAAUUCCGCGUACCAAUGUGUACCGGUGUAAAUUUCACGCCUGUAGGCGAUAACGGUUCGAACCUAAGCCAACAUGUUGACAUAUAAGGCAGGUGAACUUAUAAGGAAAGUUGCAUAGCGUGAGUUGGUACCAUACAAGGUCUAUAUAUGGCAACCUUUGUUGAGAGCCGAUCUUCUAGUACCAUAUUAGUCGAGUGAGAAUGCGACUUUGCAGUAUAAAUGAGACGAAUCAGUUCAGGAAUAUCAUAAUCUAUAGGUCUUACCUUGAACGAUGGCUUACAAAUUUGUAUUUCUGUUUCUCAUUGCUUCGGUAUUUGUGGUAAGAGCUGAAUAUCUGGUUUGCAAAUCUAUCAAUGAAGUUUUCCAUUCAAGAGAUAUCAAUGCACCGCACAACUCAACAGGAAUACGAGGACCUCCUGGUCGACCUGGAAAAAGGGGAGCUCCUGGCACAAUUGGGAAUCCUGGUUCAGUAGGUCCACAGGCAGUAGUCGACUGGGACAGAAUUGAAACAAAAAUUCGUCAAUUGGUCGAAAACUAUACUAGAUGCUCAGGAUUGAUUUACCACGGUCGAUGUAUAAAGCUGAUCUACACAGCUGGCUACCCCACAACAAAACAAGAAUCGGAAAAUAUUUGCCGUUUCUACGACGGGCAACUGAUUGACAUCGAAAGUAAAGAAAAGUACGACCUUGUCUACAAUUACGUGAAAAAUGCCUGGAAUUCAAGGGUGGACACGGACCUUGAUUACGUGGAUGUGUGGCUGGCUUCCACAUACGAGUUUUCCAUACAGAACAACAUGGUGAGAAUGCGCAACGGGAGCAGUGGUUAUGUGGAGUGGUAUCCUGGAUACCCUACCUCCCAUGCUGGCCACAACGUGUUGGCUUUACUCGUUGCUAUUAAACCAACAAGGACACAAAUUGGAAUAUUCAACGUUCCCCCAAGUUUUAGCAGACCAGUUCCAUUAUGUGAAUUUCCGCUAUAGGUGGGAAAUAGCUGCAAAUCCUGCUGAAACGUUACUGCAAUAUAUGAUGUUAACAAUUGGCUGUACCGAAAAUACUUUAAUAAAACUAACCACC
Ciona intestinalis (vase tunicate) is the source of this 2358-nucleotide messenger RNA. Lineage: Eukaryota; Metazoa; Chordata; Ascidiacea; Phlebobranchia; Cionidae. The record is from RefSeq and is a predicted model, not a curated record.